AUGCAAGCGUUAGAUUACCUUGUCUUACAAAUACUGAACCGCCAUUCGACAGGCAGGAAACAUGGGGAACAACAACAAUUAUGGGACUGUAGGCAUACCUCUGAGGAUAUCAAAGACGUGGAAAGAAAACUAGGCGUCGGUGAUAGGCUGGAGUUUAACCGCGGUCUGUACGCACACUGGGGUAUGUACGUCGGUCGAUUCCAAGGGAUGAGGCACGCUGUCGUCCAUUUCGGUGUGUUCGAAAAAGGGCUGGAAUGCCCCAAAAAGAAGAAAUCAGGCAGAGCGUUUGCUGCCAGUCAGAAGCCAGAGAUACGAGCUGACACGAUUGGGAAGAUUCUCGGCGGUUCUGGGGAGGUGAGGAUCAACAACACCAGAGACAACGAAGUAGAGCCUUUGAGGCCCAACGACAUCAUUGAAAAAACAAAGUCAAAUCUCCGAGACAAAACGCCGACUGCUUAUAAUCUGUAUGGGAACAACUGCGAGCACUUUGUGAAUCGUUGUCGGUACGGUACACCCCACAGUGAGCAGCUUUGCUCCCCAGGAUAA
Molecule: messenger RNA, 546 nt
Organism: Patiria miniata (bat star)
Lineage: Eukaryota; Metazoa; Echinodermata; Asteroidea; Valvatida; Asterinidae
Product: phospholipase A and acyltransferase 2-like
Exons: 2
Coding region: 1-546 (181 amino acids)
Biological process (GO): N-acylphosphatidylethanolamine metabolic process
Cellular component (GO): cytoplasm
Molecular function (GO): glycerophospholipid phospholipase A1 activity; A2-type glycerophospholipase activity
Source: RefSeq, a predicted model, not a curated record